AUGGGGAUCAAGAAAAUGUUUAUGAAGAAAGAUCCUACGGAGGAGGAGAUUGUUGAAGGUCUUAGUCGUGCUGGUAUAAGCACUAAAACUGGUAACAACAGAGAAGACAAGUUUGGUGCAUUUCGAAACUAUGCACAAGAAAGAGCACAGACGAAAAGUGGAAUGAAACCUGUUAAUCCAUACGCCAAUCAGCAACAACCAAAUGAUCCUAAACAGAAUCCAUAUGCCAAUGGCAAUGACAAUAAUGUAAAUGGUUAUGAAGGUGGCAAUGGCGGUCCUAUGUCGAAUUCCUAUCUGACUCGUGGAAGUCCCUAUGCCAAUAUGAAUACGAAUUCAGCGACGAGCAGCACGAGUGGAAUGAGCAACACGAGUGGCACGAGCAGUAAUGCAUACAAUACCAAAGGUGCAAGUGCAACGAAUAGUGCAAGUCCAUAUGGUCAACGACUGCAAGCUCGUACACCACUGCACCCUGAUCCGUAUGCAAGACCAUCUUCAUCGAGAGCUGCGUCUAGUCGACUGGCAGUUCCAACUCCAUCUGCAGGGCAAGUAUCCUCGGGCAAUCCAUAUGGUCAGUCAAGGUCGAGACAGCCGAAUGCAGAUAGGCUGUCUCAACCUGUGCAACAACCAUAUAGUCAGAAUGCUUCAGUUAGCAGAAUUUCUACCAGACAGUCUACAGUUGUUGGAGAUGGCGAGUCAACUUUGGAUUUGAAUGAUGUGAGUUCCCAUCAGAUGUUUCGCAACACCAAGCCUAUUAAGAAGCAAACUUUUGACGAUAAUUUGGAUUUGAAUGAAGAGUAUCAUCAUGAAGGAGAUGGUGGUAAUGAUGAUGAGUUUGAUUUGAAUUUGGAUAUUCCCGACGAGCAAGAGGAGGAAAUCAAUUCUGAAGAUGAGGAGGUUAAUGCUAUAAAGCAGGAUAUACGAUUUGUCAAACAGGAGUCUGUGCAGUCCACUAGAAACACGCUUCGAAUGGCACAGGAGGCUGAUGCUUCGGGAACCAACACUUUGGGGAUGUUGGGUUCGCAGUCGGAGAGGUUGUAUAAUGCGGAGCAGAAUUUGCUUUUGGGUGCUACGCAGACCCAGAUUGCUGAUGAGAAGGUGAAGGAGUUGAAGAGGUUGAACAGGUCUAUUUUUGUUCCUGCUUAUGGUAAUCCGUUUAACAAAAAGUCGAGGUUGCGUCGACAAGAAGAGGAUAUGAAGGCGCGUAAGAUGCAAGAAAAGUAUCUUCGUGAGAGUAAUCGUCAAGGUAUAUAUGAGAGUGAGCAGAGGUUGAAGCAGGGUAUAAUGAAUAAUGCUACGCUGAGUGAGACGCAUCACAAGUAUAUGGAUGAGAAGAAUUUAGCUGCGGCAAAGAGGUACCAAUUUGAGAAUGAUUCUGAGGAUGAUGAGAUGGAGAAGGAGUUGGCGUCUAAUUUGGACCAGAUUGGUUCUUAUGCCAAAAAGUUGCAUGGAAUUGCAAAUACAAUGGGUAAAGAGGUUGAUAGUCAGAACUUGAGGUUAACCAAGAUUGAAGAGGAUGCAGAUAAGUUGGAUAUCAAUGUCCAUAUGAACAGUACCAGAUUGAACAACAUUCGUUAG
Messenger RNA from Lodderomyces elongisporus, 1575 nucleotides. RefSeq names its product Sec9p (gene SEC9). The record is from RefSeq and is a predicted model, not a curated record. The coding region runs from base 1 to 1575 and encodes 524 amino acids. NCBI's taxonomy places the organism in Eukaryota, Fungi, Ascomycota, Pichiomycetes, Serinales, Debaryomycetaceae. Gene Ontology annotation, molecular function: syntaxin binding; SNAP receptor activity. Gene Ontology annotation, cellular component: SNARE complex; plasma membrane. Gene Ontology annotation, biological process: exocytosis; vesicle fusion. The transcript has a single exon.